CGUUCCCCACGGCGCGGUUGUUGCACUCGUCCCCCUUCCCCGUCCUACAAAAGAGGGGAAACGAGGGGGAAUCGAGGCGGAUCGUCUCUUCGAUUUUCGUUUCCCUCCUCUUCGCAUUCGGAUCUCGACUCGGGCGUUGCGGGCAGAAUUUGCUCCGAUGGGAACUCCGGAGUUUCCGGAUCUCGGGAAGCACUGCAGCGUCGACGACUGCAAGCAGAUCGAUUUCUUGCCCUUCACCUGCGACAGAUGCAGUCAGGUGUUUUGUCUUCAACACAGGGGUUACACCAAACAUCUGUGUCCGAAUGCAAAUCAAAAGGAUGUGACUGUCCUAAUUUGUCCGCUCUGUGCUAAAAGCGUCCGCCUGGUGCCAAAUGAAGACCCGAAUAUCACUUGGGAGUCCCAUGUUAACAGCGAUUGUGACCCGUCAAACUAUCAGAAAGCAACAAAGAAAAAGAGGUGUCCUGUUCCAGGUUGCAAAGAAACACUAACAUUUUCCAACACAAUCCGAUGCAGGGACUGCACCAAAGAACACUGCUUGAAGCAUAGGUUUGGACCAGACCACAAGUGCAUUGGGCCGAAGAAACCGGAUCCCAGCUUCCCUUUCGUGAAUCUGCUACGGAGAAGUCAGAAAGCGGAAUCAGUAUCGAACAGUGCUCCUAUUGGUUCUUCAUGGUGGGGCUCGAGCUUUCUAAAUGCAGCAUCAAAUGCAAAGGCCUCUGCGGAAGCUGGUAUGCUGAGAUUGAGUAAUGCAACGACGGAAGCGUUCCAAAAGGCAAGAGAUGGAAUAGCACAAAGCAGCAGCAGGUUCGCCCUUAUGGAGCAAUGUGUUCAAUGCCAAGCAAGGUUUUCCACAGUGUCAGAUUUGAUCAAGCAUGCCGAGAGAUGUCAUCAAAACACUGUUCAGCUAAAGCGUAACGGGGUAACAAUUGACAUUUGCCCGAAAUGCAGCAAGGGAUUUCAGGAUCCUGUAUUGUUGGUGGAGCAUGUCGAGAGGGACCAUGGAGGAACUUCAAAAGUUGUCCAUUCAACUUAAUUGAAUUACCACCUGUUUCAAUAUCUUGUUCCAUUUGUAACUGUGAUCAAUGAAAAUAUUACUUGAUUGAUAUAUGGAACUUUUAGUAGUUUCUAUUUUUGGUUCCCUUUAUCUUACAAACAUGAUUCAUGCUAAGUGGUAAAUUAUGGCAUCCUUUCUUCCU
Ananas comosus (pineapple) is the source of this 1196-nucleotide messenger RNA. RefSeq names its product zinc finger AN1 and C2H2 domain-containing stress-associated protein 16-like. The transcript has 2 exons. Lineage: Eukaryota; Viridiplantae; Streptophyta; Magnoliopsida; Poales; Bromeliaceae. Bases 158 to 1033 code for a protein of 291 amino acids. The record is from RefSeq and is a predicted model, not a curated record. Gene Ontology annotation, molecular function: zinc ion binding. Gene Ontology annotation, cellular component: cytoplasm.